AUCCCGGCUGACGGCAAGUGUGAUGACUCAUCUGACAUCCGAUUGGGUCCUUUGCAUCUGCCGUGGUCCUGCCUCAGCCUCUGGGACCAGCCGUGUUGGUCGUGUUUUGGGCAUGCAGGAGGAUUGAAAGGUCUGGGUCGUGCAGCUGUCUGGUCGCUUUGCCUUCCACAUCCUUUGCUCAGGAAAAGGGAUCAAGUGUGCUUCAGUCAUGCUGGGCAGCGGGAGUCGGGGACUCCUCCACCUGGGACUGUGUCUCCGCUUGUGUGCACCUUUCUUUAAAGGCUGUGCGGGCUGCGCGUCCGAGGAGAGACUGUUCCGCAAACUGUUCUCUCAGUACAACCAGUUCAUCAGGCCCGUGGAAAACGUUUCUGACCCCGUGACGGUGUAUUUUGAAGUGGCCAUCACACAGCUGGCCAACGUGGAUGAAGUAAACCAGAUCAUGGAAACCAACCUGUGGCUGCGUCACAUCUGGAAUGAUUAUAAAUUGCGCUGGGAUCCAACAGAAUACGAUGGUAUCGAGACUCUGCGAGUACCAGCGGAUAAGAUCUGGAAGCCUGACAUUGUUCUAUACAACAAUGCUGUGGGUGACUUCCAAGUUGAAGGCAAGACCAAAGCUCUCCUCCAAUACAACGGCAACAUCACCUGGACGCCACCCGCCAUUUUUAAGAGUUCCUGUCCGAUGGAUAUCACCUUUUUCCCUUUUGAUCAUCAAAACUGUUCCCUGAAGUUCGGUUCCUGGACGUAUGACAAAGCUGAAAUUGAUCUUCUGAUCAUUGGAUCGAAAGUGGACAUGAACGAUUUUUGGGAAAACAGUGAGUGGGAGAUUGUUGACGCUUCUGGCUACAAGCACGACAUAAAGUACAACUGUUGUGAAGAGAUAUACACAGAUAUCACCUACUCCUUUUACAUCAGAAGAUUGCCCAUGUUUUACACCAUCAAUCUGAUCAUCCCCUGUCUGUUCAUUUCAUUUCUGACCGUGCUGGUCUUCUACCUGCCUUCAGACUGUGGUGAGAAAGUGACGCUUUGCAUUUCGGUUCUGCUCUCUCUGACAGUGUUUUUGUUGGUCAUCACAGAAACCAUCCCCUCCACCUCUCUGGUGAUCCCGCUGGUGGGCGAGUACCUGCUGUUCACCAUGAUCUUUGUCACCCUGUCCAUCGCGGUCACCGUGUUUGUGCUCAACAUACACUACCGCACCCCAGCCACACACACCAUGCCCAAGUGGGUGAAGACGGUUUUCCUCCAGCUGCUCCCACGGCUCCUCGUGAUGAGCAGACCUCUGACCAAGAGCAGGGACACAGCUUCUGAUCGGAACCCCAAAGGUGUUGCCGGCAGGUCUGCCAAAGUCAAGUUUGCUAAUCGUGUGGAACCCGAGGUUCUUAAGGAAUGCUGCCACUGUCACAAACCUAGUGAGCCUGCCCCCAGCAAGAAAAGGUUAAGUCACCAGCCUGUACAGUGGGCGGCCGAAGAUGCAGAGCACUCGCCCGAGGUGGAAGACGUCAUCAACAGUGUUCGGUUCAUAGCAGAAAACAUGAAGAGCCACAACGAAACCAAGGAGGUAGAAGAUGACUGGAAAUAUGUGGCCAUGGUGGUGGACAGAGUGUUUCUCUGGGUGUUUGUCAUUGUCUGCGUGUUCGGAACAGCAGGGCUAUUUCUACAGCCACUACUUGGGGACACAGGAAAACCAUAACACAUAUUUUUCCUUUUAGGUCCAUAAAUUUACAGGCAUUAUAUUUGUUCUCGAUUCCUUUCCAUAAGGAUAGGGACGUAGAACUUCCUACCCAAGUCCCCCAUCUUCUGAAACUGACGAUUUGAUGGACAAAACAGCUUCAUUGCAAGCACAGAGUCUGACCCCCCUACUUGUGGCACAGCACAGCAGGUAAAGAGGCCUAACACGGAGUCCCACAAAGGCAGCACCCGCAGGCUCAGAGCAGCAGGCCAGACUUCUCUCUGGUCCAAGCAAGUCUGACUUUCAGAGACCUGGAUGGCUCACAAAACAGCUGGACCGCAUGACUAACAUCAAACCACACUGAAAGAGGUUGCGUGGCAUCUCCAGUCUGGGCUGGAUGAUGCUUGCGAGAUGUGAAACCUGGGCCCUGGGCCUCCGUGACAUUUGCAACUCUCGUGAACUCUUGCAUCCUUGCUUUCUUGUGCAUGUCUCUGUGCUAUGGCUCACCCUUGCAGCGUUAUUCGUGUGUCACAUUCAGUGGUUUAAAAAAUAUGCGAGGGAUGGACGUGCGGCUAUGGUGAAGGUCCACUUUGAACGCCUGCAUUCCAUAAUGGAGGGCCAGAGUUCGAGGGCUGCCUCUGCUCUCGAUUUUAGGAUCUUGGGGCUGCACACCCAGGAGGCAGCAGGUGUUGGCUCCGGUGUUUGGGUCCCUGCCACCUAUGUGGGAGACCCAGUUUGAGUUCUUAGCUCCUGACCUCAGCUCAGCCCAGCGCUGGCCAUUGCAGGCAUUUGGAGAGUGAGCCUGCAGAGCGGGAGUUCUCGCUGUCCCUCUGAAAGGGAAUAAAUGAAUAAUUUCUUUAAUUCUCUUUUUUCUGUCUUUUUUUUUUUUUUUUUGACAGGCAGAGUGGACAGUGAGAGAGAGAGACAGAGAGAAAGGUCUUCCUUUGCCGUUGGUUCACCCUCCAAUGGCCGCUGCGGCUGGCGCGCUGCGGCCGGCGCACCACGCUGAUCUGAAGGCAGGAGCCAGGUGCUUCUCCUGGUCUCCCAUGGGGUGCAGGGCCCAAGCACUUGGGCCAUCCUCCACUGCACUCCCUGACCACAGCAGAGAGCUGGCCUGGAAGAGGGGCAACCAGGACAGAAUCCGGUGCCCCGACGGGGACUAGAACCCGGUGUGCCGGUGCCACUAGGCGGAGGAUUAGCCUAGUGAGCCACGGCACCGGCCAGAAUAAUUAAGAAGCCAGGCUGUGAGUCUAUCUUAGCUGGCUGUGUAUAUGUUCAGCACUCAUCUGGCGAGCAGCCUGAAGGUAAGCCAGCGCUAGGCAUUGCAACAGUAACAGAAAUAGGUCCUUUUCCCCCAAGCCGUGGUAGCUUUUUUAGAAAAGUCAAUUGAUGCAAGGAUCUGCAGGGCCAGGGAGCCUGUGGGGACUGUCACUGGAGCAGCACAGGAGAGCCUGAUGGCGUGCGGCUGGGCACACCUGAGGCCACCUUUGUGGCAGGUCUGAAAAGGGUCUUCUCCUCUUUCCUCACCAACAGUUUUCAUUUGCUCCCUGUGCUGAGAUGGAAAAUAAAAGCCUUCCUCCUAUGAGAAAUCAUGUGUGUGUGUACCUUUUAGAGCAACUCCUGGGCAUUCUGUUCGAUUCCAUUCCAGUCGUCUUUUUAUUUGUUGUGUAAACAUUAGUCUAACAAUUUAAGAUGUAUUUUAAGGCAGAAAACAAUACAUCUAAUAAAGGGGUUCAUUUAAGCUUUGUCUUUUCCCUUCUAGCCUUUGUCCCAUGCCUAGAUGUUGUUAUACCUCCGUUUUAAUGUUCAACACUCUUCUUCUAGGCCAGUGGCAUUUAUCCACAUUGCAUGGGCCUUGCAGUAUGACUUUUUUAAAAAAAGAUUUAUUUUAUUUAUUUGAAAGACAGAGUUACAGAGAGAGGUAGAAACAGAGAAAGGGGUUUUCCAUCCGCUGGUUCACUCCCCAGAUAGCUACAACGGGCAGGAACUGCGCCAAUCCGAAGCCAGGAGCCAGCAGCUUCCUCCAGGUCUCCCACGCAGGUGCAGGGGCCCAAGGACUUGGGCCAUCUUUCACUGCUUUCCCAGGCCCUAGCAGAGAGCUGGAUCAGAAGAGAAGCAGCCGGGACUUGAACUGGCGCCCAUAUGGGAUGCCUGCACUUCAGGCCAGGGCUUUAACCUGUUGUGCCACAGCACCAGCCCCGGGGUAUGACUUCCAUGAUGGCACGGUCUCCGUGUGUUGCUGCUUCCUGAUUUCCUUUCCCACACCAUGAACUCUGCGUGGUCCCUGAUCUGCUGGAGCCCAGGGCACUGCUGAGUCUGCCUGGCAGAGGUCCUGCGUUUGAAUGACUCUGUUUUCAAGUAUGUUUCACAUCUUGUUGUAGUUGUGGUUAUAAUAUCUUUUUAUUCUUCUUGUCAAAGGAUGAAAUGACAGCAAAUUCAGUUAAAGAUCUUAGUGGGCUUUACUCGUGGUUCUAGAAUCAGACAGCACCUCAUUCUAUGAAGUAGAGCGAGCGUUCCAAUGCCCCAGGCACGGGGGUUGGCUUUACAGACAGAAAGCAGAAGCAGAAACUGGAAAGUAGAUGGGUCAUUUCAGAGUUACUUUCCUUGUAAAGGUGAAAGCAAAGGGGACUUCUUUAUCUUGAAGCUAAAGCUGGCUUGUUUGGGGAUUUGGCUGUGCCCUCAGUCCAGCUCCCUCCGAUGCUCAGGCAGAUAAGCAGCUUAGGUUCAGCUGGUUGGUGUGUGCUUUAGCAGAGUGACAGUUGCGAUCUGUUUUGUUGGGCCCAGUGCGGGAGCUCAGUCCAAACCAAUGGCCUCCUACACAUGCUACUUAACACUAUCCUUAUAGUAGUUUGGUCGUUAUUCAAUUUUUUUUACUAUUGAGCCAAAUAAAUAUUUAAGCUUAUUUUUAAAAAUGUUUUAAUUGUGGUAGAAUACCCCUCACAUGGAAUUUACCAUCUUAACUCUGUCAGCACACACUCAGUCUUACUAAACACAUUCACAUUUUUGCACACCUUUCGCCACCUUGCAGCCCCAGGACUCCGUCUAUCAUACAAAGCUGGAACGUUGCACACCAGUCACAGCCCCUCCCUCUCUCCCCACCCAUAACCACUGGGAGCCACCAUUCUGCCUUAUGCACCUAAGAUUUUGACUAUUUUUUGUACUUCAGAUAGUGGGAUGGUACAGUAUUUGUCGUUUUGUGGCUGACUUAAUUCUCUUAACCAGUCUCGCAGGUGCAUCCACAUUGUACUACAUGGCAGAAUUCACUUCCUUCUUAAGAUCGACCAACAUUUCAUUGUGUGUACAAUGGGCACUUGGGUUGCUUCCCAUUUUUGGCUAUUGUGAACAAUGCUGGUAUAAACAUGGACUUGUAAAUAUCUCUUUGAGUCUCCGUUUUCAAUUAUUUUGGGUAUAUACCCAGAGGGGACAUGGCUCUGCUUUUAAUUUUUGUUUGACUGCCACACCUGGUUUUCACAGUGUCUGUACCAUUUUACAUUCCCACCAGCAGAUUCAAAGCAUUCCGGUUUCUUCACACUCUUGCCAACACUUGCUAUUUUGUGGUGUGUUUGUGUUGUUGUUUUUGAUAUCAGCCAUCCUAAUGGGUGUGAGGUAAUACACUAUUGUGGUUUUGAGUUUUCAUUUAUAUAUUGAUUAAUGAUAUUGAUAUUUCAUAUGUUUAUAGGUCAUUUGUAUUUCUUCUUUGGACACAUAAAAAUUCAAGACCUUUGCCCAGUUUAUAACAGAGUUAGUCGUUUUUCUGCUAUUAUUGUUGAAUUGUAGGAGUUCUUUAUAUAUUCUUUGUAUUAAUCCCCUAUGAGAUAUAAAAACAAGAGUUCUUUUUUUUUAGAUUUAUCUUAUUUAUUUGAAAGACAGUUACAGAGAGAGGUAGAGCCAGAGAGAGAAAAAUAGAAAGAGAGAGAAAGGUCUUCUAUCCACUGGUUCACUCCCCAGAUGACCGCAAUGGCCAGAGCUGAGCUGAUCCAAAGCCAGGAGCAAGGAGAUUCUUCCGGGUCUCCCACGUGGAUGCAGGGGCCCAAGGACUUGGGCCAUCUUCCACUGCUUUCCCAGGCCAUAGCAGAGAGUUGGAUUGGAAGUGGAGCAGCCAGGAAUCAAACCGGCACCCAUAUGGGAUGCCAGUGCUGCAAAAAGCAAGACUUCUAAGAAUUACAGUUCAGGAAGAUGGAAGAGGUAUUUCCCAGCCAUGGCAUGGAGUCCUCUCCUGACUCCUAACACAUCUGUUCUUUUUGAGGCAACCUUUGACUUCCCAGAGGUUUCGCAGUGACCUCAGAGAAGAGGGAGGAUCCUGUUUGAGGGGACUUCAAAGGGUUCAUAGAAAAAUGGAAUUAAAAGAUCCAGUUGGGGCUGGUGUGAUGGUGCAGCAGGUUAAGCUACAGUCUCAUUGCCGGCAUCUUGUAUGGAACUGCCAGUUUGAGUCCCAGCUGCUUCACUUCUGCUCCAGCUCCCUGCUAAUGCACCUGGGAAGAGCAGUAGAAGAUGGUCCAUGUGCCUGGGCCUCUGCCACCAAUGUGGCACACCCAGAUGGAGCUCCUGGUCCACUUUGGCCUGGUCCACUCAUGGCUAUUUUUUUUUAAAGAUUUAUUUAUUUAUUUAUUUAAAAGGCAGAGUUACACAAAGAGAGGAGAGGCAGUGAGAGAGAGAGGUCUUCUGUUCACUGGUUCACUCCCCAGUUGGCCACAAAGGCUGGAGUUGGGCCAAUCCAAAGCUAGGAGCCAGGAGCUUCUUCUGGGUCUCCCACGUGGGUGCAGGGGCCCAAGCACUUGGACCAUCCCAGGCCAUAGCAGAGAGCUGAAAUAGAAGUGGAGCAGGCGAGACUCGAACUGGUGCCCAUAUGGGGUGCUUGCACUGCAGGCGGCAGGUUUUACCUGCUUUGCCACAGUGCCGGCACAACCCUGGCUAUUGUAGCCAUGUGGGGACUGAACCGGCAGAUCAAAUAAUUCUUUCUCUCUCUGUCUCUCCCUCUCUCUGUCAAAUAAAUAAAAAGUAAAAUCUUAAUAAAAGAUAACUCUGUUGCAAAAGAAUUUUGAAACCCUUGCAGUCUUUUGCAUGAUACAUAUUUUCCACACUUUUGAAAGACUUCUCACAUUUCAAGUGAACAAGUUAGCAACA
Molecule: messenger RNA, 6790 nt
Organism: Oryctolagus cuniculus (rabbit)
Lineage: Eukaryota; Metazoa; Chordata; Mammalia; Lagomorpha; Leporidae
Gene: CHRNA6
Product: cholinergic receptor nicotinic alpha 6 subunit
Biological process (GO): monoatomic ion transmembrane transport
Cellular component (GO): postsynaptic membrane
Molecular function (GO): acetylcholine-gated monoatomic cation-selective channel activity; transmembrane signaling receptor activity
Source: RefSeq, a predicted model, not a curated record